CACAUACUCACAGCCGCCCAACAUGGUAUUGGCAAAGAGUAAGAAUGCCGUGGGGCUGGGCAACAGCCUCAUGAAUGAUCGCUUCGGCAAGAACAAAAACACCAACAUGCACAAGGGCAGCGCCAAGCAGAAGACAGACGGCAGCAUUGUGCGCAAGGACCAGAACGGCGUCGAGUAUGUCACGAACUCGCGGAAAGAGGCUGAAUGGGUCAAGAUGCGCUCCGUCACCGAGCAGGGCGCGCUCGACGAGUUCCUCAGCACUGCUGAAUUGGCCGGGACAGACUUCACGGCGGAAAAGAUGAACAAUGUGAAAAUCAUACACACCGACCAGAAGAACCCGUACCUGUUGAGUCAGGCGGAGGAAAGAGGCGUAGUAAGGAAGCAGAAUGCGAAGAGAGAGCGUCUGACGGUACCAAGGAGACCCAAGUGGGACAAGGAUACCACACCAAUGCAGCUGGACACGAGAGAGCGAGAGAGCCUGCUGGAGUGGAGGAGAGGCCUUGCCGAGGUUCAAGAGGUGGACGACUUGCUUAUGACGCCCUUUGAGCGCAACUUGGAGGUCUGGAGACAGUUAUGGCGUGUGGUGGAGCGAUCGGACCUGGUGGUGCAAAUUGUGGAUGCUAGGAAUCCUCUGCUGUACCGCUGUGCCGAUUUAGAGCGCUACGUCAAGGAGCUGGAUGGUGGCAAGAAGAGGAAUCUGCUCCUCAUCAACAAAGCUGAUAUGAUGACGCCGACGCAAAGAGCGGCCUGGGCCAAGUACUUUCACGAGCGAGGUAUCGCGUUCCGUUUCUUCUCUGCUGAGUUGGCAAAGGAGAUGAACGAGGCGAGAGAUGGGUCAGAUGGGGAAGAGUCUGGGUCCGAGGAAGACUCAGACGAGCUGGAUGAGGACGACGUCGAAGAAGAGAUUGACCCUGAAGCAGACGUGAAAAAUCUCUCGAAGCAGGCACAGAAGAUGAAAGUUCAGGACCAGCAGGAUGAAGAUGAAGAGUGGUCCGACGAGGACGAGGCGAGUGGGGAUGAAGCAGACCCAAUCCCGGAGCCACCGCAGGAGCAAUUGUCACUCGAAGAGCAGACACGCAUCUUGACCACGGACGACCUCGAAGCGCUCUUCCUGCAGCAUUCCCCCGCAUCUCCCACCGGUAAAGACGCACAGGCGCGAAAGACCGCCAUCGGUCUUGUAGGAUACCCCAACGUCGGAAAGUCGUCGACGAUCAACGCCUUACUCGGCGCGAAGAAGGUAUCUGUUUCUGCCACACCCGGAAAGACCAAGCACUUCCAAACCCUCCACCUGUCCGACAAGGUCAUUCUUUGCGAUUGUCCUGGUUUGGUCUUCCCCAACUUUGCCACCACAAAAGCCGAGCUGGUUCUCGCUGGUGUGCUUCCCAUUGACCAAUUGCGAGAGUACACUGGCCCAGGGGCCCUCGUCGCCCAGCGCAUUCCCCAGCACUACCUCGAAGCCCUCUACGGCAUGAAGAUCGUCACUCGACCCCUCGAAGAAGGAGGUACUGGUGUGCCCACAGGGGAAGAAGUGCUUCGAUCUUUCGCGCGCGCCCGAGGUUUCUGGACGCAAGGUCUCGGCCAACCCGACGAAGCUCGUGCUGCUCGAACAGUGCUCAAAGACUACGUCAAGGGCAAAUUGCUCUUCUGUCAUCCACCCCCCGAGCCACCCAUUGACCCCAAGCAAUUCAAUCGGGAAUUGUACGAUCUGGCGCAUCUUCCCGAAAAACGCCGAGCCCGUCUCGCAGCGCACGACAUCACAUCCAUUGCAGGAACCGAGGACAUGACACUCAUGGACGACGGCGAGAUGGACCUACCACUACAAGCCACAACCAUGGGAAAAAAGGGUGCAGCGCUCGAAAAGGAAUUCUUCAAAGCGGGCCAGGGGAGCGGGAAUGUGGUGCGACCGUUCCAUUACAAGUAUUCGGAACAGGGCAAAGAAAUGAGUGGAAGGAAAUUGAAGCAAAUGACGGCGUUGGAGAAUAAUAUUGAUCCGGCGGAUUUGAGGUUGAGUAAGAAGCAUGGCAAGGCGAAUAAGAGAGCGUUGAAGAAGGUUCGAGCACCUGGGGAGAGGGCUUAUGAUGAGGGUCAUGCUGGAUAAGGUAGAGACAGGUACAUGUACCUUGGGUACCUAGGUCUUUACUUGAGAUCAAAACGAGAAUCUGACUGAGAUGUGUUUUUUCACUUUGACGUGUCUGUCCGUCUGGAAGAAAGAAAUGUCAGAGGGAAGAUGAAUGAAAG
Messenger RNA from Sphaerulina musiva SO2202, 2238 nucleotides. Its product is annotated as P-loop containing nucleoside triphosphate hydrolase protein. The transcript has a single exon. Bases 23 to 2098 code for a protein of 691 amino acids. Gene Ontology annotation, biological process: ribosomal subunit export from nucleus. The record is from RefSeq and is a predicted model, not a curated record. Lineage: Eukaryota; Fungi; Ascomycota; Dothideomycetes; Mycosphaerellales; Mycosphaerellaceae. Gene Ontology annotation, cellular component: cytosol. Gene Ontology annotation, molecular function: GTPase activity; GTP binding.